AUGGCGGAGGACCUUGUGCAGCUGCCUACUUCUGUAUGCUUGCCCCAGAGAUUCGCGACGUGCCGUUGCUGUCGUUCAUGUGGCCAGGAUCUGGACCAGCUGAAAUAUGACGUCGGAGAGCUGAAGGAUUUGCUAGGCAACAACAAAGGCGAAGUCAAUCACAUCCGCCGCAUCGUACUGGCAUGUGAGCGUGACAUGGAGGACUUCACUGCUGCAAUGGAUGCCGUCAACGUCGACCUUGACGAGAUGCGGGCCCGUGUUGAUGCCACACAUUCCAUCAUCACCAGCAGGCAGCGUGUGGAGGCCACGAUGACGGCCGAGAUCUCGACCAUGCGCCUCGACAUCGGUGAUAUUCAAGAAGCACUGAAGAACCACGACUCGUGGAUGGAGGAUGUCUCCAACACCCUCCAGCAGAUGCAGGAGAAGGAAGAAAAUUUGACCGAGGAUAUCAUCAACCUCAAGAAUGAGAUGAACACCAAGUUGGACACGAAGGUGGACAAUGAAGCCAACGAUGAUCUGGAUGCUGCUAUCAAGACUGUCCGUGACAUGGUCUCGUCGCUUCGCCUGGACGUGGAUGCCAGGCGCCGCAAGGUGGACGAGAUCCUCGCAACCAUCAGGCAUGAUAUCACGGCUGUCGAGACCAACUUGGAGGAGUCCAAGGCAAAGAUCACGAGUGACACAGACCAGGCAGUCAACGACUUCACGAACAAGGAUCUGGCAGCCACGCAAGAGAGCCUGCACACGACGCAGAACUCUCUGAGCGACUGCUUCAACGAGGUGGCCGUGGUGCGCAGUGACCUGGAAAGAAAUGUGGCCGACACAGAAGCCCGAUUGAAGAACGAUAUUCGCCAGAAGCAGCAGGAGGCCUUCGAGAAGAUCGGUGCGGUGGAACAGCAGGCGGAGCUCCGGAGUGCGGAAGCCUCCCGCCGCCUGGGAGCCUUGGAUCUCCGCAUGAGUGGGGUGCAGGGAGGACUGGGAGAGCACAAGCGCGACAUCCUCAAGCUGCGGGAGGAGGUGAAUGGGCUCACCGUGAAGAGUGCUUCCCACGAAGUGGACAUUCAGAAGAAUAGUGAUGCGACCCGAAAGAUGGAGAAGCAGCGAAACAUGGAUGAGCAGAACUGGAAAGCACAAAUGGAUGCGGUGCAUGAUGUCUUGGACACGAAGGUGAACGAGAAGCCUUUUGAGGACUUGAAGCAUUGCACGGCUGCGCUGACUCGUGGUGUGGUCAAGUUUGCCCAGGUGGUCGGAGUCUUCCCCGGCCCCAAGUUCGAUGAUGCAGAAGGUGCUGACCAAGGUGAAGCUGAUGUUGAGCUCUUGGGCUGGGAGGAGUGCGCGGAGAACAUGUCCUUCCGUGUCGACAAAGCAUGGCGCCAACGCUGUUCCCAACGUUUCCGCAACAUCUUGGUGACUUCCUUAGCCAUGCACUGUGCCGAAGAUAUGGUUGCAAAGAAAGCUGACCACAGCGUUCUUCGGCUCUUGCAGAUUUCCCAGCAGCACAUUGAGUCCCAGCUGGAGCGCGUGAAGCACGAGCGUGAGCUUUGGAAGGAAGUGGUGGAACGAGCAACCACAAGCUGGCACAUCGUAGAUGUUUGGAGCUAUGAGGAUCUGCAGGAUCUCCCGUCUGAUUCAGACUGCAUGAAGUCGACUCUGUCUGUGAAGACUCAUCGUGCAGGCAAGUUUGGCGGCCUUGCGCUGCUGCGGUCUGGAGACGUAUUCUUGGAACGACUGGGCAUCACUCGCACCUACAACGAGGCUAUGUCGCGCCUGCUUUGUCUUCUUAUGAUACAUCUGGUGCUGGCUGCAUUGCUUCUGGCCUACUUCCAACCGCGGUUCAGCCGAGCCAAGCAGAGACCUGGACACGGAACUCCAGUGGCGCAGCUGCAGCCCUGA
Molecule: messenger RNA, 1890 nt
Organism: Symbiodinium sp. CCMP2456
Lineage: Eukaryota; Dinophyceae; Suessiales; Symbiodiniaceae
Source: the annotation of a GenBank genome assembly